GGGAGAGCGAGCGAGCGAGCGAGCGAGCGAGUGAGUGUGAACGUGUGUGAGCGCGGCGAGGCGCGAGCGCCCGAGGGGCAGUCCGCCGCGCCGUCCUGCCGCUGCCCGCCGCGGGGGCCGAGCGCGCGGCCGGAGCGCAGGGUCCGGCGCCCCGCAGCCCGCGGGGACAAGGGCAGCGACCGCGCUCCCCGCCCCCAGCCCUCGUCCCUCACCCUUCUGCGCCCGGGGACCGCGCCGUCCCCCCCGGCCGGCCCCCGCCCCACCGCCCCCCUGGAUGUCCCCGGCGCCCUCGCGGGGCCUCCUCCUGCCGCCGCGGCCGGGCCGGCGUUGCGGCCGCCGGGCGUAGAGCGGGCGGGUUCCCGGGGGCCGCGGCUGCCGGAGCCUCCCCGGUCCCCACCCCCGCCCCGCGGCGCCGCGACCCCGCUCCCCGGCCUCGCAGGCCGUGACAAUGGACUAUGACUUUAAAGUGAAGCUGAGCAGCGAGCGGGAGCGGGUCGAGGACCUGUUUGAAUACGAGGGCUGCAAAGUUGGCCGAGGCACUUAUGGUCACGUCUACAAAGCCAAGCGGAAGGAUGGGAAAGAUGAUAAAGACUAUGCUUUAAAACAAAUAGAAGGAACCGGGAUCUCUAUGUCGGCAUGUAGAGAAAUAGCAUUACUUCGAGAGCUUAAGCAUCCAAAUGUCAUCUCUCUUCAGAAGGUGUUUCUGUCUCAUGCUGAUAGGAAAGUAUGGCUUCUGUUUGACUACGCUGAACAUGACCUCUGGCAUAUAAUCAAGUUUCACAGAGCGUCUAAAGCAAACAAGAAGCCAGUACAGUUACCUCGGGGAAUGGUGAAGUCACUAUUGUAUCAGAUCCUAGAUGGGAUUCACUACCUGCAUGCUAACUGGGUGUUGCACAGGGAUUUGAAACCUGCUAAUAUUUUAGUUAUGGGUGAAGGUCCUGAGCGAGGAAGAGUAAAAAUUGCUGAUAUGGGCUUUGCCCGAUUAUUUAAUUCACCUUUGAAGCCUUUAGCAGAUUUGGAUCCAGUAGUCGUAACAUUCUGGUACCGAGCCCCAGAAUUACUUCUUGGAGCAAGACAUUAUACCAAAGCUAUUGAUAUUUGGGCUAUAGGGUGUAUAUUUGCAGAACUACUAACGUCAGAACCAAUAUUUCACUGUCGACAAGAGGACAUCAAAACUAGUAAUCCUUAUCACCAUGACCAGCUGGACAGAAUAUUCAAUGUAAUGGGAUUUCCUGCAGAUAAAGAUUGGGAAGAUAUAAAAAAGAUGCCUGAACAUUCAACAUUAAUGAAAGAUUUCAGAAGAAAUACGUAUACCAACUGCAGCCUUAUCAAGUAUAUGGAAAAACAUAAAGUUAAACCAGAUAGUAAAGCAUUCCACUUGCUUCAGAAGUUGCUUACCAUGGACCCAAUAAAGCGAAUUACCUCAGAGCAGGCUAUGCAGGACCCCUAUUUCCUAGAAGACCCACUUCCUACAUCAGACGUUUUUGCCGGUUGUCAAAUCCCUUACCCCAAGCGAGAAUUUUUAACAGAAGAGGAGCCUGAUGACAAAGGAGACAAAAAGAACCAGCAGCAGCAGCAGGGCAAUAACCACACGAAUGGGACCGGCCACCCAGGGAAUCAAGACAGCAGUCACACCCAGGGGCCCCCGCUGAAGAAAGUGAGAGUCGUCCCUCCUACCACUACCUCAGGUGGACUGAUCAUGACCUCAGACUAUCAGCUUUAUUUUCCCUGAGCCUUUCGGCACACGGACAGUUUUCAAAGGCAAAUGUCAUCUUUCUCACCACCAUCCUGACUGCACAAAGUGUAGGUAGGUAUUUCCUAAGCCACACAUGCUUGCGAGGCAAUUUAAAUAGCAAGUCGGUAGGAUCUAGGAGGAAAUCUAGGAUUAAAGAAUCUCUUUAAUCCAAUUGACUGUUUUUUCUUUGUUUGUUUUACGAAAACAUAAGUCUUGAGGACUGAGUUUCUUCAUAAAACUAAACAUGUUUUCUUCAUUUAUUCUUGGGCAUGGUCACAAUAAUGCUUUCAUUUUCCCCUGCUAUAUUAUUUAGAAAGAGUAAUUGAGUUUACCCCAGUACUGCGGAAUCCUGGUGGGGUGUCAGAUCUUUAAUAACUUAACUCGUUCUGUCACUUUAUUGAAUUAGGAGGAAAAAAUAAUGUUUGCCACUUUGAAUCCCAUUUUAGAAUCUAUGAAAAACUGCUAAGUUCAUCUGUGCUUCCUGAAUACCCUCGGUUAAUAUCAAAUUGUACCCAGCUUGAAUCAUUUCCUAUGAUUCAGAAAAUCAUUUUUGUUCCAUCCCCAAGGAUACAAAUUGGAAGUAAAGUGAUAAAACUUGGAAGUAACACAAUAAAACAUCCCUGGGAAGCAUGAGAAUCUUAGAUUAACCACUUGGAGGGUUUAAGUUCUUGCCCAGAUGUGCUGGAAAUAUCCUUUCCACACAGUGAAAAUAUUCACUGCCUUCUUUAAUGCAGUGAUUUUCUCUGGCUUGCUUGCUUGCUUUCUUCUUCUCCUCCUCCUCCUCCUUUUUACUUAGAAAAGCAGCUGCUGAUCUUGCUGGCAGAUGACACUGCUAGUUCUGAGGAAAAUUCGAGAGCUCCCCACCUUGGAGGCUCUGAUGCAAGGUGGUAGGGGGAGCUGAGUGCUUGGGCCAGAAACUUCUUCAUGCCCGGGCUUAAAAGGCAUUUCUUCCAACACAUUCCUAUCCCUAAAGAGCAUCCCUGCUUUCCUUUCCAGCACAGUUCUUCCCCUACCAGCCAGACAACUGACAUUAACCAGAGCCCUACCAGCCCUGUCACCCGCUCCCACACCGGUGACUCAUUUUAUGCGAUCGAUUUCACAUUCUUAAAGAAAGAAUUUUUUAAACUAUAAUUUAACAAAUGGCACUUCCUCGGUGCUCUGGUGUUUCCAUUCUUAAGGGCAAGUGUGCCCGGGGCCAGUGCGUUCACAGCAUCCUCUCUCAUCCUGUAACUAUCAAGCCAACUUGAAAAGAUGCCCAGCGGUCUUUCCUUUACAACUUGAUUUCUUUCACAGUAGUUUAUACUGAAUGAUGACCUGUGGUCCAGAGUGAGACUGAAAAUGGGCCGUCUGCUCCUUGCCCAAGGGAAUGGCAAGUUCUGGAGGAAGAAAUGUGGAACUGUGUUCCGACCUGUGCUGGUCUCUUGGGGAAGCACUGGGGCAAAUCAGUCUGCUGCUCUGGGGCUCGGGUUUUCCUGCAUGAAACAGGGAGCGUGGAGAGUAACAGGUCCAAACAGGAGGACUCCAGGGCCGCUUGUGAAUCCCAAGCUGUCUGUGUGGACCGCCCACCCUCUGCGAGCUUCACAGGAGCAGUACCCAGCCUGAUGUGCUUCCCCGAGGACUCUGGCACCCAGGGGUGGCACCCGGCACGGCGGCAGGCAGAGAGGGGGCAUUUGAUGGUUAAACGUCAGUUUAACUAGUUCAUCUACAAAGAUGAUGUUUACAGCUACAGUUUCUAGUCGACGUUUCCCCCCCCACACCCCACUGAGCAGAACUCAGGAUAAGGGGCAUCGGGCAGCAGGGAGAAGGGAGCAGUAGAUGCAAGGUCAAAUGUCUUCACUUCUGUGGUUAUUUAAAAUAGAUUUUCAUUGCUUUUUCUCUUCCUGGGGGAAGUUGCUUAAAUAUCAAAAAUUUUGAUUUUCGUUAUCUACUAAAAGCAUGGAACAUUUCCAAGCACAGUUAAGUACUUGCCUAACAUCGUCCAGAAUAAAUAACCAGGGACAUAAUUCCCCUGCUCCUGUUACCUCGCGUGGCUCUGCACCACACAGGUUCUCUGGGCUUGAGCAGGGUGUGGUUGCUUUUGUCUCCAAUCCUAGAAAAUGUUGUGUUCCUUUGUGUUGGGAUAAAAAAAAAAGGGUGUUCUGGUCCCUUUGAGUCAAGAAAAUUCUUUCUUGCUUUUUAAAAACAAAAAUUUAUCUUAUUUUUUUUAAUUAAAGUAUAAUGGAUUUACAAUGUUGUGUUAGUUUCGGGUAUACAGCAAAGUAAUUCAGUUAUGCAUAUGUAUAUAUAUAUUCUUUGUCAAGUUCUUUCCCAUUUUAAGUUAUUACAGAUAUUGAGCAUAGUUCCCUGUGCUCUGCAGUAGGCUCUUGUUUAUCUAUUUUAUAAUAUAGUAGUGUGUGUGUGUUAAUCCCAAACUCCUAAUUUAUCCCUCCCCUGCACUCCUUUCCUCUUUGGUAACCAUAAGAUUGUGUUCUAUGUCUAUGAGUCAGUUUCGGUUUUGUAAAUACGUUUGUUUUAUCAUUUUUUUAGAGUCCACAAAUAAGUGAUAUCAUAUGAUAUUGGUCUUUCUCAGUCUGACCUACUUUGCUUAGUAGGAUAAUCUCUAGCUCCAUCCAUGUUGCUGCAAAUGGCAUAUUUCACUCUUUUUUAGGCUGAACAAUAU
Messenger RNA from Orcinus orca (killer whale), 4394 nucleotides. It is a transcript of the gene CDK8, whose product is annotated as cyclin dependent kinase 8. NCBI's taxonomy places the organism in Eukaryota, Metazoa, Chordata, Mammalia, Artiodactyla, Delphinidae. Gene Ontology annotation, biological process: protein phosphorylation. The record is from RefSeq and is a predicted model, not a curated record. Gene Ontology annotation, cellular component: mediator complex; nucleus. The coding region runs from base 449 to 1732 and encodes 427 amino acids. The transcript is spliced from 13 exons. Gene Ontology annotation, molecular function: ATP binding; RNA polymerase II CTD heptapeptide repeat kinase activity; cyclin-dependent protein serine/threonine kinase activity.